Messenger RNA from Thunnus maccoyii (southern bluefin tuna), 1406 nucleotides. RefSeq names its product putative GPI-anchored protein pfl2. The record is from RefSeq and is a predicted model, not a curated record. NCBI's taxonomy places the organism in Eukaryota, Metazoa, Chordata, Actinopteri, Scombriformes, Scombridae. Bases 78 to 1406 code for a protein of 442 amino acids. The transcript is spliced from 3 exons.
CUGGAUGGAAUCAGACUCCAGCAGCCGCUCAACACUGAGAGCUUUGUCACAAACUGUCCAAUAUAUCCUGCAGAACGAUGGAGAGCCGGACGCUGCUGCUCGCCGUGUGGAUCGCUCUCACCUGCGCCGCCACAGUGUUGUCCGCCACGACUACUGUUACCAUGACAACCCACUCAACGUCAAACAGCCGCAGCAGUCAAGAUGUUUCAACACACACUGUAUCCAUGAUGACCAAUCACACCAGUACCUCGACCGCCAGCAGAGACCCCAGUACCACCAGUAGCCACACAACAGCACAUGGACACACCGACAUCACCACACCUGAGACCAGUAACCCCACAUCAACACCGAGACCCAACAUCACCAAGGAAACCAGUCGCACGUCAGCAUCACCUGAACACAACAGCAGCACCACAGCAGUGACACACAAAUCCACAACUCCACACAGAAACACAAUAACUGUUGCCAUGACGACCACCACUUCAAAAAGCAGCGAACACACCACGGCACACAGUUCUCCUGUAACCACGACGACAAGUGCUGUGAACACCACACACAGCAACAACACUCAUGGCAACUCUACAUCCAGCACAGCAGCUGUUACCAUGACGACCACCACUUCAAAAAGCAGCGAACACACCACUGCACACAGUUCUCCUGUAACCACGACGACAAGUGCUGUGAACACCACACACAGCAACAACACUCAUGGCAAAUCUACAUCCAGCACAGCAGCUGUUACCAUGACGACCACCACUUCAAAAAGCAGUGAACGCACCACUGCACACAGUUCUCCUGUAACCACGACGACAAGUGCUGUGAACACCACACACAGCAACAACACUCAUGGCAACUCUACAUCCAGCACAGCAGCUGUUACCAUGACGACCACCACUUCAAAAAGCAGUGAACGCACCACUGCACACAGUUCUCCUGUAACUACGACGACAAGUACUGCGAACACCAUACACAGCAACAACACUCAUGGCAACUCUACAUCCAGCACAGCAGCUGUUACCAUGACGACCACCACUUCAAAAAGCAGUGAACGCACCACUGCACACAGUUCUCCUGUAACUACGACGACAAGUACUGCGAACACCAUACACAGCAACAACACUCAUGGCAACUCUACAUCCAGCACGACGACAUCCACUGGUACCACGACAACAAGAGGCGGGACUGUAACAGCCAGCAGUUCACAUGUUUCUGUUUCCCCAAAUAAACCAAUCACAGAAGAGGGCACGACCCCACACACGAUCCCACCCCCGGCCAGCGCAGAUGGAGGUGUACCUGGAUGGGGGAUAGCUCUGCUGGUCCUGGCAGCUCUGGUUCUGCUGCUGCUGAUCCUGCUGCUGAUAGCACUGUCGAUGGGAAUGCAGAGACGCAGAGAUUCAAUGUUUUGA